This is a messenger RNA of Hirsutella rhossiliensis, 1182 nucleotides long. RefSeq names its product PLC-like phosphodiesterase. Gene Ontology annotation, biological process: lipid metabolic process. Gene Ontology annotation, molecular function: phosphoric diester hydrolase activity. The transcript has a single exon. The coding region runs from base 1 to 1182 and encodes 393 amino acids. NCBI's taxonomy places the organism in Eukaryota, Fungi, Ascomycota, Sordariomycetes, Hypocreales, Ophiocordycipitaceae. The record is from RefSeq and is a predicted model, not a curated record.
AUGGUCGUCUCGGUACGCGCUCUCGCCGUUGCGGCUCUGGCAGCCGUCGCCGGCGUCGUCGACGCGAAUCCCCAGGCCGCCCCGUCUGAUGCCCCGUCCAUUGCUCCGACCGCUGCUCCGCCGUCCGCAGCCCCCUCGGCAGGCCUCGGGUCUGGGUCUGGCACCUGCAACAACUCGCCCUUGCUGUGCAGCCGCCAGUACAACAAGAUCACCCACAUGGGCGCCCACGACAGCUCCUUCCUGAGAGACAAGAGCACCCGCAACUCGCCCGCCGGCAACCAGUUCAAAAACGCAACCAUUGCCCUCGACGCCGGCUUCCGCCUGCUCCAGACCCAGGUCCACAAGGUCGACUCGGGCCUCCGCCUGUGCCACACGUCGUGCGGCAUCCUCGACGCCGGGCCGCUCGAUACCUGGCUGGCCGCCGUCGCCGACUGGGUCAGCCGCAACCCCAACGACGUCAUCACCAUCGUCGUCGUCAACUCGGACAAGGUGCCCGCCACCGACCUCGGUGCCGCCUUUGAGCGCUCCGGCAUCACCAAGUUCGCCUACAAGCCCGCCUCGACCGCCGCCACCACCACCUGGCCCACCCUCGGGACCAUGAUCGGCCAGCGCUCCCAGGUCGUCAUCUUCACCACGAACACAGAGGCCUCGCCCGCCCUGCCCUACAUGCUGCCCCAUUUCGUGCACAUCUUCGAGACCCCCUUCGAGGUGACCCAGCUCAACGGCUUCAACUGCACCCUCGACCGCCCCAAGGCCGCCGGCCAGCCCACCCAGGCCAUCUCCAACGGCUACAUGAGCCUCGUCAACCACUUCAAGGACCAGCCCUUCGACUCCGGCAUCAUCAAGAGCGUGGCCAAGUCGAUCGGCAUCAACUCCGACAUCCUGGUCCCAGACGUGGACAGGAUCGACACGGUCAACAACCCCGGCAACUCGACCGACGGCAACCUCGGCAAGCACCUCGAUCUGUGUAGCUCCGAGUGGGGGCAGCAGCCCAACUUUAUCCUCGUCGACUUCUGGGACCGCGCCAACCCCAUCGAGGCCGCCGACCGCCUCAACGGCGUGAGCAGCACCACGGGCCGCAAAGCCGUCGACCUGACGUCGGCGGCGCCCCGCGAGCUGGGGGCGCGCGCCACGGGUGUUGUGGUGGCGUGUCUGACGGCGACCUCGCUGUGGCUGCUGUAG